Molecule: messenger RNA, 2730 nt
Organism: Naegleria lovaniensis
Lineage: Eukaryota; Heterolobosea; Eutetramitea; Acrasida; Naegleriidae
Exons: 2
Coding region: 1-2730 (909 amino acids)
Molecular function (GO): protein binding
Source: RefSeq, a predicted model, not a curated record
AUGCUGUCCACAACAACUUCUCGUCAUCAGCCCACAAGUGGUGAGAAACCGCCUCCUUCAUCUACAGAGAAAAUUAUUCUCAAACUGGACGACUCGGAUGAUGAUGCUUCUUCCAUAGAUUUUGGUUCAGCAAGUUGUACAAGAUCCUCGUUCAUCUCUGUGGUGUUUUCUGAUGAAAUUGGCAAGAAUGACGAUCAUUUGGAGAAACAACCUCAUCAUAAUGAAGAAAUUGGCAAAGCUCAUCAUUUGCAAGUCCAUCAUAAUCAACAACAACAACCGUUAACACUUUCUCAAUCACCAACAACACCAACAGCAGCAACGGGUUCACUGGAAGAACCUACAACACCACUUUUCCUCAGCACCUCACAUCUUUCAAAAACUUCCUCACAAAUUGCAUCGUCACCAAUGUCACUCUCCAUGUCAGGAAAUGGAAAUGGGCCAUACCGAAGAGUUUCUAAAACUCUGGUCAGUCUUUCAAAAUGUUUAUUGGGAGAUAACUCGUUGAAGGUUGGAAGUCAUAUUGCAGAACGGUCAUCAGCACCUUGUUUUGAGACUGGUUCAAGCACUUUUACAGAUUGUUCUUUACCUCCUGAUUUGUAUGAAGCUGUGACACCUAGGACUCCAAACUCCUCAUCUCAAACCACCACCAAUUCGAAUACUUUGGAAAAUGCCUCAACAAGCCCUCUUCUUUCUUCGAGUGGAAAUAUUGAUGGAAAAGAAUUAAUUGACAGGUUGACACAAAUGAUCAAAAACAAUGAAUUGAAAACCAAGAGUUCAAAUCCACCUAUUUCAUUUUCGUGCGAUUAUUGCUCAAAUCCAAGCUCUCCUACCCAUUCUGAAAGAAACAGUAGGCCAUCUUCUCCAAGUCAUCAAUCAAAGUGUCAAAAUUCCCCUACACAUUCACUACACUCAUAUGACUCAUUUGGUUCAAACAAUGGAAAACUUACAAGAAACAAUGAAACUUGUCCUGAAGAAUUUUUUGGGCCUCAUGUGGUCGAAUGCGUUCUCAAUGAAAUGCUUUGGCCUCAAUACUCGUUUUGUACAUUAUGUCAUUUGGCCGCCAGAUUUAAUAGUGUGGAAGUCUUGAGCUGGCUCAAGGAUUGUUGCUGUGAUGAAAAUUGCCGAACAGAUGUCACUGAUCAUCCUACCACCCCAAAUUUUGAAGCGUCUCCAAACACCAGCAUUUCAACGACACACUCUCCAACAACGAAUCAUAACGAUGUAAGGAUUCAAAUAGAUUCAGCAUCACCUCCAAGGCUUUCACUUGCAGUCAACAUUGAUAUGAAUUCAAUGACAAUUCCAACUACCACAGAGUUUCACGAUGCCAUCACAUGUGCCUCAGCAAAGGCUAGCUUCUCCUCACAAACAAGUUUGCUAAGUGAUGAGAUCAAUAGCUUCACCUGCAGCACCUCUCAUCCUCAAGUUUCUAUUCAAUUUCCAGCUGAACAAGAUCAAACUAGUCACACACUCCAUUCUCAUGACUGCAUCAACAGACAAAAGAACUUGUGGACAACUCUUGAUAGUAUAUCCGCCUCACCGCUCCUGUAUGCAGUUCAGUACGGAGCUCAUGAAGCAUGUGUUUUUCUUUGUAGUCAACCUGCUGUUCAAAGUCAAAUCAAUUUUACUAGGGAUAGGUUUGGUAAUUUACCCAUUGUCCUAGCUCUGAAGAAAAAAGACUUUGUAUUGUGUGACUUGUUACAACUGUUCGGAGCCAAAUUUGACAUGAUUGGAAGCGUGGCAUUAGGUGAAUCACUUCUUCAUACCGCUCUGAGAGAGCUUGAUAUUGUCACCAGUGAAUAUCUUGUAAAGAAGAACCCAAAAAUUAUUUUGAAAAAGAAUCAGAGAGAUGAAAUAGCAUUGUUUAGAGCCCUUCGUGAUUUCAGACCUACUGGUAUUAACAAACAAAUGACGGUCUCCAUUCCAGGCAAUCCAAACUCUCCACCAAAAAAGACACUUGUAAAAACAAAUAUUGUUAGAGAUUCAAACACUCUUGGUAAUCAUGCUGUCACAUUGAGAGAGUUUUUGGAGAAAGGUCCUGAAUGGCUCGGUGAAGAUUUACUUGAAAAAGCAAUUACCUGUAAGAAUAGUUUUGGAAGAAAUAUUUUACUGGAAUCUGUUGCAAUUAAUGAUAUUGAUUCGACCAAAGUACUUUGUGGUUACAUUUCCAGAAAAUUGGAUACGUGUGUUGGAAGGACAAAGAAACAGUUUGAAGAAAUGGUAUUUGAUCCAGAGAAAAUCAACACCAUGAAUAUUAUUCAGCUUGCAAUUCAAUCCUCACUUCAGGUUUCAACUCACAGGUCCGAAGAAACAUUCUUUGUAUUUAAUGGAUUUUGUUGGCUCUUGGAUUGGUUAAGGAAGACUUUUUCCGUGUCAUGUCCUCAUUCUCUUGCUCAGUUACUCUCCUCAAGAGACUCUAAAGGGAGAACAGCAAUAGAGAUUGCUGCCAAAGAGUCUGAAACCAAUUCUUCAUUCAAAAUGUUUCAUCAAUUACUAUUUGAAACCGAAUCGACAUGGAAAUCCCUUGUUCCAGCAACAGCAAAACUCGAGAAUUCUCCCUCAAUCAAAAUUAAUUCACCCUCAAAAAAGGGUGGCUCUGCAUCCUCAGGAAACAUGACACUCUCUCCAUCACCUUCUUCUUCCUCAAACAACCACUCCUCCAACCAUGGCGGAUUCUUUUCCAAGCUGAAAUCUAAACUUCAAAGACAUACAUCACCAAGAAACAUUAAAUAA